This is a messenger RNA of Paraglomus occultum, 708 nucleotides long. NCBI's taxonomy places the organism in Eukaryota, Fungi, Glomeromycota, Glomeromycetes, Paraglomerales, Paraglomeraceae. The record is from the annotation of a GenBank genome assembly.
AUGUCAAGCAGAACAUCAAAAGUUGCUAUAUUAAUACUCGUCAUUGUGCUCGUCCUUGGACCAGCUGCAUACGCACUUUCUGCGGCCGAUAUUUAUGUUCCAACAAGCACCUAUAGUGACUAUAACCAGGCUGCCUGCCGAGAUCAUAUUAAGAUCGGCACUAUAAAACAUCAACCAUCGGAUCACGUUCCAGACGCAGUCAAAGUUCCCAAAGGAAAUAAAUUCAAGUUCUUGCUGUAUGCAUCUGGAUAUCAACAUUAUCAAUGCAAGGUUGGAACACAAGGACAACCAGGAAAUUGGACAUUUGUUGGACCUGUCGCAUAUUUAAUAAAUGACAUCCGUCACGAUUCGUUUGAAAAUGUUUGUGAUCGAGUUGCUUUUCACCAUUUAGAGAAAAUCGAUCACAUUAGUGGAGUGGCAUGGAGUGGUAUAAUUCGAAGAGACCAUUCUACGGUUGUCGCCAAAGCAGUCAAGACUUACCCUUCUCCUGAUGGAGAGAACAAUAUUCCGUGGCUGCUGGCCAAAGCUAAUUACAACUGGGGUGUUGGCGCAUUCAGUGAUGUCACAUACAUCUACCGCACCAAGACAUAUGGAGGCAGAGCCCCACCGAAUGAGAAAUGUGGCGCCGAGUUUCCUGAUGGUUACGAAUAUGCUAGCCCAUACAAGGCUCAGUAUUGGUACUAUCGUCAUGAUAUUCAUCUAGACUGA